Molecule: messenger RNA, 2895 nt
Organism: Chelmon rostratus (copperband butterflyfish)
Lineage: Eukaryota; Metazoa; Chordata; Actinopteri; Chaetodontiformes; Chaetodontidae
Gene: fam234a
Product: family with sequence similarity 234 member A
Exons: 12
Coding region: 337-1986 (549 amino acids)
Source: RefSeq, a predicted model, not a curated record
UAUUCACAUGCUUUUGUCCACUGAUAUCCUCAACUAGACGUUAUAAUCACAUUUAGGUUACAGAACGUUAAAGUUUAGGUUAUUGUUAUAGUUGGUGGGUUUGACGUCGUUUCGGUCAAUAAAUCUUCAGCGUAAGCAGAGGAUAAGCGCUACCCGAGUGACAAGCUUAAGGCAAUGAAACGUCACUUCAAUAGUAGGCUUGCUUGUGUUUUGUUUACGUAGCUGAGGCUGACAGGCAGCUCAGCUAGUGUGUGCCAGGCCUACUACAGCGCCAGUGACCACCAAAGACGGCAGUGAACAGUACAAUCUGUGAGCUGGUAAUGCAUUGAGGCGACAAUGGAGACCGCAGGCAGCGCCACGGAGGGCGACCCUCUGAAGAGGGGAGAGGACGGAGCCGAGACGGGAACUGCACCGUCAGCAGCAGAGCUGAAGAAGAAGAGCUGCAAGGAAGUCUUGGGUUUUGCCAAACUGACCCACUGGCGAACAGCAGUCUUCUUCCUCUCCUUGUUCCUAUGCCUCACCAUAGUGUUUGCCUUCUCCUUCAUCAUCCCCUGUCCCGUCAGACCACAGUAUCUUAUCUCCUGGAACAGGACUUUCUCUGAAGCAGUGACCUAUGACUUCUUAGCAAUUGAAGAUACAAGCAGAGACAAGGUGAUGGAUGUCCUGUUCGUCAUCAAAAGCACAGAAGGCAGUCAGAACAACACCUGUGCUGAUGCAGGUCUGCCCUCGCCAUGUGUGUUUGUGUUAGCAGUGGAUGGGACAGAUGGAGCGACCCUGUGGGAGCAUCCGCUGGAGCCUGACUUCCACUGGGCCCAGUGUGGUCUAGACAAAGACUCAAGCAGAACCUGGGACUGUCUGCUGUCCCAUUCCGACAGGCUCACAGCCGUUGACAAAUACACUGGUGAUGUCAGGUGGUGGCAGCCUCAGCCUUCUGGUCUGCACAGCACUCUGCCUGUUCUUAGUGUCCCAGAUCUGGAUGGGGACCAGGUCAGCGACGUGGCUCUGGUGGCAUCUGACAACACACAGACUCAGGUGGUAUUCCUCUCGGGGAAGAAGGGUGUCCAGAUUGGUUCUACGGUGGUUCUUGACUUUCCAGAGGCGACCAAUCAUCUUCUCCAUUGCACUACUAAAGGUUCCCACUAUGUACUGCUACAAAAAGACACUGGCUUGUAUGGUCUGGCGCUGUGGAGGAUUGCUGCCAAGGCUAAAGCAGGGAUGGAGACGGGCCUCAAGAAGGACACACACUGGGAGAAGAACGCCAGUCCGACAUCAGGCCUCGUACCCAUCUACGAGUCUGACUCGGUGAAACAAGUGCUCAGAACAGGCGAGACAGACGACACACCCAACCUGCUGCUUGUGACCGGGAAGGAGGUGGUGUUAGUCGAUGGAAAAGAUUUGCACCUUCUGUGGACAUUCAACACCAGCUCAGUCCUCAGUCAGCCCUCUUUUGGUCACUUUAACAAAGACGAUUUACUUGACGUUGUGGUCGAGGAGGAUGUCGGCAACUACACAAAGAGGGUUAUAAUUCUUGAUGGGAAGUCUGGUGGCGUGCUGUGGGAAGUCAAGCUAUUAGCCACUCCUAACUCGCCGAGACCCGCCUCCAUCCACACCACCAACUCCUUCUCGAUCUUUGUGUUCUGGGGCAUGAUGCCCCCAGAGACCAACUUGUCUGUCCCGUCGACGAGUGACCGACAUUCUUACAUGCUCCAUCCUGUCUAUUCGAAUGUUCUCCUUGAGUCGAACAGCUCCAUGGACCACAUCAUUACAUUCAGAGCCACGCUGCUGGAGCGCGGACGCCAUGCAGCCUACAUCCUGCUGACAGGUCCCAGGACGGAGGGGGCUGAAGGCACCGUGGUCCUCAGCAAGCGAAAGCUGAAGCAGGACGUCCCCGACAGCAACGUGCUCCGAAUCGGCACCGGCGGAAGUUCAGAGACCAACAACGACAUCAAAGAGGCCUUCAACCGUCUGCGCUUCAGCGAUUGGUGACCGAAAAUCCUCUGUGUUAAAACCAUUUUGGCACAGCUUAACUCCAGAAACCAAAGUGUGUACACUAGCUAUGAUUUUCCAACUGCUGACAACCAAAAAAAAAAAUCCUUUGUGUUUAGAGGCUUUGGGUUGACUUGGUUUGACAGGGUUCUUCCAUUAAUCUCUGUUGGACAAUCUGGGCUCUGUUUUCUGACUUGACUGCACACAUAGUAUCGUGAAUUUGAUCUUAGCCGAGUGUCCGUAGAGCUGCUAUUCCCUGACAAUCAUAUAGCACAGAUUGCUGUUCUCCUGCUGAUGAAUCCAUAAAGAGGACCUGCCUUGCUGUAUUGUUUCCAACCCUCUCAUAUAACAAUGCAAUGCUCCUUUUUUACACUGCAGAGGCUGGGUUGUUCUUUGGAUCUAUGCAACUUUAUGUCGCACUGGGCUUUAAAGGUAGCAGGUAGUAGCCUUAAAGGAAGGGUUGCGCAAUCAUAGGUACAUUUUCUCAAACUCAACAGUAAAACAGACUUGAAAUGCGACAGACACCCCACCAACCUUAAGGUUUACUUUAUGUGAUUCCAUUUUCUUGUUCCAUAUUCUGUUUGCGAUCUUGCUAAGGCAGUCUUGUAUUCACUGGUACUGUUGACGAUAAUCAAAACGUGUGUCCUCACUUAUUCAAUCCAAGAUGCUGUAACUAGUGAUGCUCACUGACUAAACCGUUUAGGCGCUCCACGCCAACUCUCAAAGGUUCUCAAUUAAUAUUGAGUUGUUGCUGUGGGUUGAUGGCUCCUUCAUUAAGCUGUUUUUUAAUAAGUUUUUGCUGUACAUUAAUAUAUUGAACCUGUGGAACGUGCCUUUGUUGGAGCUGGCUUUUCUUUCUGACCUGAUACAUUUUUGAAUUUGAGCAAUAUUAAACCAUUUUAAAGUAAC